GGGUUAGAACAACCAUCCCUCAACACCACCACAACUUCCACAAGUACCUAAAACCGGGUGCCCUAGCUCGAAUCCGCGAUUCGCGCAUCAUCAGCGCCAGAUCUCACCGGAUCGGCUCCAUCUGCCAGAUCCCUCUCCGUCGCACUUCUCCUCCUUCCUCCCCGUUGCAUACGCCGCAGGACACCGCCGCCGCCCAGCCUCAGGCCAACGCUGCCGCUUCCUUUGACGGUUUCCCGUUCUUCGUUGCCAGGAUCUACGGACCUCGCUGUCCGCAGCGGAAGAAGCUCAUGGCCGCCAAGUCCGUUAUGUUCGUUCCCGUCAGUCCCGCCGCGGACUCUCCCGGUCUGGUCAUUGACUCCUUCGGCAGUGACUUCAUCGUGGCCAAUUGAAAACGUUGCUUUGUUUCUGAUUUUCUUCUUUCAGAGGCGGUUAUCGUCUAUAGUAUGUAGAGUGGUUUAGAUGUGUAGAUCGACGUGCUCUUUGUAGUACUUCUGUUCGAUUAUAUGUGCAAAAGAAUUGUUUAGAUAGGGUUCAAACUCAAAUUAAUAAAGUGCAAUCAAAUUUCCAACUUCACAUAUAUGUUUUUUUUUUGUGUAUUUUAGUUAUGGACGUGUUGAUGAUUUAUCUACGAUCAUGAUGAUUGGAUUUGAAUGGUCGAUAGAUUUGAUUUUGAGCAAAAUUGGAAUUGCAAUCUCUGAUUUCGGUAUUUUCUUUAUAAUGCAAAUCCUCGUAAGGGGCUUAAGAUUUCAACAGUAUGCUUGUUUAUAAGCAUUUACCUCAAUUUGUUUGAUGAUCAAUUGACUUAUGAUAGGUUCAUGUUGAAUUUACUAUGUUCUGAUGCCAUUAGUAAUCAGCUAUAAUAGUUCUAUUUAUUUUGCCACUUGUCCGUUACGGUUUUCUCGUGUUUAUUAAUGUGAUAGAGUUAUUACUGUUGCGAUAAUAAUGUUAAAUUUACUGCUAUUUAUGUUGACCUAGGGAGUAUAUAUGUUAUUUUAACUUUUUCUUUUCUUCAUCGUGAAAUUACAUUCAUGUUAGUAAGAAUUCUGAUUUCUCUGAUAAAGCUGGUAUGAUAUAACUUGAUUCACUUUACUCUUGUCCUGCUAUUACAUGGAAGCUUUGAAAA
This is a messenger RNA of Arachis ipaensis, 1123 nucleotides long. RefSeq lists its product as uncharacterized. The record is from RefSeq and is a predicted model, not a curated record. NCBI's taxonomy places the organism in Eukaryota, Viridiplantae, Streptophyta, Magnoliopsida, Fabales, Fabaceae.